AUAAAGAAAGUCUGUGUUUCGGCAGCACUGUUUUAUUGGCGGGUUAUUUAAGGUAAUUUCGCGGGUUUGCUUAUAAUUGAUUGAAGAAAUUAUAAAUAUUUACGAAAUGACGAAUGUAGAGCAGAUAACAACCAGAUUUUUGAACUCCGUUGCAAGUGUUGGAUUUUCGAACACGGAAAAAAUAAAGGCUGAAGUUCGUAGACUGGCAAACAAUCCAUUAUUCCAAAGUUUUUUGGACGACUUCUCCAGCUCUGUAACAAGCCAAAAUCUAAUAAGCCUAAAGCAGUUGAAUAAGUUUAAAGAUCUUGAUGUAUCUGAAUCUGACAUCAGUCUUGAUUCUACCAAGCAGGAAAUUUGUGACCUAAAGAAAAAAAACCAAAAAUUAAAUAAAAAAAAUGAACGGAUUUCAAAACAACUUGAGCGAAGUUACAGCUACAAGGAAAAGUUAGAAGCCCAGCUUCACGAGCUUGAACAACAACAAGCGAGAAAAGUAAAUGAAAAAGAAAAUCUUAACUUAAAAUUUGAAUGUUCGAAACAGCAUUACAAACUAAACUUGGCAAAACACGAAAAGGGUAUAUCAGGGUAUUUUCAAAAGUUGUCAGAGGUGAACAUAGACUUGGAUGUCGUGUCUAACACUGUACAGGACACAAGCAAUGAAACAGUUCUAAUGUCACAUACUGAUUUGGGAAACUUACUUUCUGCUGAAGAUGAAUACACAAGACAAAUGGCAAGUUAUGCCAAGAAGCAAUUCACUCAGGCCACUGCUGGUAUUCAGGAUGUGAAUACUUCAUUCAGUGAAAACAUUUCUGAUAUAACAACUGUGGAAGAAACCUCGUCUGAACUGGAGGAGAAGAAACAUUUGGAGAGAAUCAUGUGUGGGUACAAAGCAAGAAAACUUCGUUUAAUUUUGGCUAAAGCUGCAGAAAGUCAAGCUAAUGGUUUGAAAUCGUUUCUGGAUGGGAAAGUUUCACUGGUGGCAACAAAAACACAAGGGUUUGAAAAUAUCCAUGAGCUUGCAAGUGCAGCAAGUGAGGCUGAGUUACAAUCUCACAACAUACUGAAAGAUAUCUUGCCAAAAUUACUGGAUAAAUGUGCAAAGUUAGAAAGAUCCAUGCUGCUGGCUGGUGACUGCAGGUUACAACUUGCUAAGCAGAAGUACCUGACUAAUAAACAGACACAGAUGAUUAAUAUGUUGAUUCAACAACUGUCUCGACUUGUGUUGGUUUGGAUGUUGCUCAAACUUGAAACAUCACAACAUGCGAACCUGGUUCGUGGCUUACAUAAAUGGAGUUCUGAAUUGGAGCAAGAUCUAAGUUCAGUUAAGCGACGAACGGAGCACCUGAGCAUGAGUAAUGUUGCUCAUAGAAAACCAAGCAAAGCAAAAGCUGUGAUUGAUAACAGAGACACAGCUAUGCUGAGUGUGUAUGCAGCUUUGGUGUCAAAACCACCCAAACACUCGAUUUUCAAGGAGUUCUCGGUCGCACAUGAUGCUGCAGAAACACUCACUCGUGAAGUUGAUUUAAUUUCAAACAACGAGAAACUUUGCUUCAUCCCAGCAACCUUACAAACUCUAGUGAAUGACUUGAACGAAUGCUAUGACAUCAAUACAUCUUCAACAAACAAGGGGUUUCUUUUGACACCAGAACAAGUUAGUGACCAACAAACAGAAUUGUUGAGUCAAGUUUCCCAGAUUCGUGCAACUGUUUCUGCUGAAUUAACGAAGAUGGAAAAGAAAAAGCAGUUUAUUGAGAAUGAUCAAACAGCUUCAGCUGCUCGAGAUAUUUGGAUCAAUUUUUUCCUUCAACCACAAAACUGUGCGUAGAUGCUUUUCACUUGCGCCUUAAUCGAUCUUUGUUUAAUGUAUAUUUCUCUGACAUUCAUCUAAUCUAGUCAAUUUAAAAAAAAAAAACAUUUUAUAUUGUUAUAGAAAAGGAAAUAGUACUGUAGGGUAAGAUGAAUAUCUUUAAUGUUCCAUAAUUUUGUUUUUUUUACAAUUAACAAUAAUGAGCUGUGAGAAUACAGUCGUAAAAUUCUGUAAAUAUGUGUUCACUACAAAAUAGGACAAUAAAAGAGAACGAAAACAUUUAUCAUGUUACCAUUACCAACUAUAUGUGUUUAAUUUUUUCAUUGCCAAAGUUAAAUCUGUACAGUAGGGCAUGGCAAAAAACCUUAUCGGGAAAUAUUAAAAAAACAAUGCGUUAAUAACUUUUUACGUCUCUGUCUUAAUAAACUGAAUUAAUGACAUGAAUGUUCAACCACAA
Molecule: messenger RNA, 2261 nt
Organism: Ciona intestinalis (vase tunicate)
Lineage: Eukaryota; Metazoa; Chordata; Ascidiacea; Phlebobranchia; Cionidae
Source: RefSeq, a predicted model, not a curated record